CCGUUUUCGCUCCUCUAUAAAAAGCACGUGGGUCAGCCCUGUUCUUGAGUCACAUCGUCACAUCAUAUGUAAAACACGCACACACACCAAUCUCUGGGGUGAUGAAACAUUACAACUUUUUCAACAUUACAACGUGAGAUUUCAUAAGUAAAACUUUCACAAGUAUUACUCAAAUAAUGUUAUGUGCAUAUAUUGUUCAUUGAGGAUGUACGUGCAAUUAUAAAAAUAAAAAGGCUUCAAUAUAUAGGCCUACAUAACCCUCUUUUAGAAUAAAAACCAUGUUAGAUCAUAUGGCGAGUCGAUUAUUACAUUAGGUACAUCGAAAUUGGGUUUUUCCGACAAGACAUUUACGUUGUUAACGAAAAAUGUUCAGCUCUUUUGAAAUAUGUGCGGCUGCGCAGUGACUACUAAAGACGGAGGACAAAUAUACACACACGAGGUCGCUAUCUCACCAAGUUCAGUCAAAGACUAUUAUGGUUCAGCAGCCUAUAGACAAUACACAGACACACCACAGUCUAUGAGACACACCUGCCUACCUACAAUAAUGUUUACAUAUGAGAUAGUUUCUGUCAAAUAACCACAAUUACAAUCAUCCUUUGGUAAGAUGAUUUUGAAUCUUAUUUUCCUGGGGGUCACGCUAUAAGAAAAUUAUCCAUCCAUCCAUUCUCCUUUCCAAACCGCUUAUUUAUCCUCUUUAGGGUCAAGGGAGGGCUGGGGCCCUUUUAUAGGUUAUAUAUAUAUAUAUUAGGGGAGACCGGGGAUGGUUGUAACACUUUUUGCAGGCUUGGUGGGCCCAGAAACUGCAUAGGGCGCAUUUCACCCAAAACUCAUCAGAUUCUUUACUUAAAACACUGGCGGAGACACCUCUGUCAGUCUUUCUUUUCCAUGUCCUAGUCAUUCUGUAAAAACAUUUAAAUCAAGAAAAUGAUGUUGUAUGAAAGACAAUGGCUGACAGGGGCAGGGAUGGUUGUAAUGGUGGGAAAAUGCAUCACAUAUUGCCUAAGAAACUAUUAUUUAAUCUAAUAUAAGUCAUACAAUUUUAUCUGCAUUAGUAUAUAUACUAAACAAAAUAUAGUCUUGGUCAAAAUUUUACUUUCUUACCUCAAAAUCUGUUUUUUCCUCUAUAUAUUCUGAAUGUGCCUGUUUCCAGCCUUGAGAAUCAGCAUGUGGGAUCGGAGAGAAAGUAGGAAAAUACUCAAGUGAUCAAAUGACUCCUAUCUUGUCCCUAAUUGGUGGAACUGGUUGUAUUACAACCAUCCCCGGUCUCCCCUAUAUAUAUAGGCUAUAUAUAAUGAAUUAUAUAAACAUGAAAAUAAAUAUGAAAUAUUUUCUCAUCAGAACUUCGAAACCACGUUCAGUUACACAACAAAGAAAAGCAAACUCGUUUUUAAGCAGCUUUUAUUAAUGACAAGAAUUUGUGGCGUGCGCACAAAUGGGUGUGACCAAAGGGAGCUUACAGGUGCGCGCGCUCUUACUUGUGAACCCAUCGCACUUCAGCAAGCAGAGUUAGUUCGCGAGAUGCGUCAAUAAUUGUGAAACAUUCGUUUCCGUGUGAUUCAGAUAAUUAUAUUUCAUUUAAAUUAUUUUUUAAAUCUUAUUUUUCGUGUUCUUUUUCGAGUUUUUGGGCAGAUUGCUGAACAGCGUAUUUGGCGGUCAUUGUCAGAUAAGUAGCCUACCUUUGACAGCCUUUAAUAGCUUUAACAUAAACUGUAAUUAAUGGAUCGUUUAAAGUUGGUUUUACAAUAUUUCCAGUCAAAUUCUGAGUCCAUCUCCAAUGGUAUCUGUAUAAUACUGUCACUGAUAAGCGUCAAGUUAUAUACAAGUUUUGAUUUUAACUGCCCCUGUUUACCGCAAUACAAUAAGAUGUACGCAAUGGGGGUCAUGUUCGUACCCCCAAUUAUACUGUUCCUUUUGGGAGUGUUAGUUAAUCGUCAUACAGGGGUGCUGAUGGAAGAGUGGGUCAGACCCCUGGGCAAGAGGACAAAAAAUCCGGCAGUGGUAAAAUUUCUGCUGUCUUCAAUGAUGCAAAGGGCCCUUCUGGCCCCCAUGGUCUGGAUUCUGAUGACACUCUUGGAUGGAAAAUGCUUCAUCUGUGCAUUUAGUAUGAAUGUAGACCUUAAAUAUUUUACAGGAAUACCUAACAGCACCGACCUAGAACUAGUCAAGAUCAUGGCUAAGGUGCCUUGCAAAGAAGAUGUUAUCUUCAAAAACAGCAGUUUUCGUAAAGCUGUUUCACGCUAUGUGCGUUGUUAUUCUCAAGCAAUAGGCUGGUCAAUCCUCCUCUUCUUCAUUUUUUUGGGAGCUGUGGGUCGCGUCAUCAAGCCUUGCUUCAAUCACGCCACUUUUCUGCAGACUCGUUACUGGAGCAAUUACCUGGACAUUGAGCAAAAGCUCUUCGAUGAGACUUGUGUCCUUCAUGCCAGAGAUUUUGCCAGAAAAUGCGUGGUGCAGUUCUUUGAGAGCAUGCGAGAAGAUGUGACCGUGAGAAUGCCCCUCUCGAGUGCACUCAGACCCAGCACAAUCCAAAAUGAAUAUGAAGAGGAAGAAGAGGAGCGUCUGCAUGGUAUAACCAGACAAGAUCAGGUGGAUCAUUUGCUUCAAACCUGGUACGAGUGCAAACCAGAACUGGAUGUGACCAAGAUGGCCUAUAAGCCCAAAGUAUGCAUCACUUGGGAAGAUCACAAUGGAAAGGCAUUAUUCUCUGAUGUGUAAGAGGAAAAGCAGAUCUUACCUCUUUAGUAAGGAUUUAUGCAAAUAAGUGACAUGCUAAUAAAGGUAUUGGAUAUUAAUGAAGAUAAUGAAAAAUGUUAUUAAAUCCUAAAAUUUUAAUGAAUUGAGGACUAAUUAACUGAUUAUUGUUAAAAGGUUAGUUCACCCAAAAAUGAAAAUUCUGUCUUUAAUUACUCACUCUCAUGUCGUUCUACACCCGUGAGACCUUCGUUCA
This is a messenger RNA of Megalobrama amblycephala (Wuchang bream), 2944 nucleotides long. RefSeq names its product calcium homeostasis modulator 3 (gene calhm3). The record is from RefSeq and is a predicted model, not a curated record. Bases 1717 to 2712 code for a protein of 331 amino acids. Lineage: Eukaryota; Metazoa; Chordata; Actinopteri; Cypriniformes; Xenocyprididae. The transcript has 3 exons. Gene Ontology annotation, molecular function: monoatomic cation channel activity.